Messenger RNA from Caenorhabditis briggsae, 297 nucleotides. Gene Ontology annotation, biological process: defense response to other organism. Bases 1 to 297 code for a protein of 98 amino acids. The transcript is spliced from 2 exons. The record is from RefSeq and is a predicted model, not a curated record. Lineage: Eukaryota; Metazoa; Nematoda; Chromadorea; Rhabditida; Rhabditidae.
AUGUCCACUCUUCGACUCCUCUACCUCUUCGCAUUCUUUUUCAUUUCUAUUUCUCAAAUCACCGGACAAGACUUGCAUUCUUGCCAGAGCAGCUUGUAUCACAAGUUGUGCCGUUCAGGUAUCAGAAGAUUCUCGAAAAACGUACAAAAUCUAAAAUCACGUUUUCAGCAUUGCGCAACGGGAUACUGUGAGAAGAGAGGAAAUCGGCCAACUUGUGUCUGUAGCAGAUGCGACAAAGGUGGAAACAUUCCAUUUGGAUCCAUUCUCGAUGCGGCUGGAAAAUUUAUCCAGGGAUAA